GACAGUGGAGAGCGCGUUUGCGGCAGCAGUUUGAGUGAGAGCACAAAAAAACAAUCCGAAGAGAGAACAAAUACUACAAAAGGCCUGAUGGAAGUGAAAGAGGAAAUUCAAGAGCUGAAUGAAGUGGAGGAGAAACAAAAGGAACCUCAUCAUUUCAUAAUUGGAGAAAAAUCACUUAGUUGCUCACAGACUAAAAAGAAUUUCUCACAUAAUAGAACAGAUGACAGAAACACCUGCCUUCAAUGUGGAAAAUGUUUCACACGGAAAGACAGCCUUAAGGAUCACCUAAAAAUUCACUCUGGAGAGAAACCUUACACAUGUCAUCAGUGUGGGAAAAGUUUCACACGGAAAUAUAGCCUUCAGAAUCACAUUAGUAUUCACUCUGGAGCGAAACCAUUUACCUGCCCUCAAUGUGGAAAGAGUUUCACACGGAAAGACUGCUUUGGGAUGCACUUGAGAAUUCACACUGGAGAGAAACCUUUCACAUGCACUCAUUGUGGAAAAAGUUUCAGACAACAAGAACACCUUAUUAUUCACAUUAGAAUUCACACCGGAGAGAAACCUUACUCAUGUCGUCAGUGUGGAAAAAGUUUUGCACGUAAACAAGCUCUUCAGAACCACAUGCGAAUUCACACUGGAGAAAAGCCUUACACGUGUCAUCAGUGUGGCAAGAGUUUUAAAUGGUCGCACAAUUUCAAAGAUCAUCUACGCGCUCACUCUCAGAUCAAACCUUUUAAUUGUGUUCAAUGUGGUGGAAAUUUUCCAUCUGCAUCCGUUCUAAGAAUCCACCUGCAAGUUCAUGCAAACGAAAGGUCUCACUUGUGUUCUUUUUGUGGAAAGAGUUUUUCCCGAAUGGACUGUUUCAAAGCACACCAGAAAAUACACACUGGCGUGAAAGCUCACGUGUGCUCUGAAUGUGGGAAGGCCUUUUAUAAAGCAGCAAACUUGAAACUGCACGAGAGAAUUCAUACUGGGGAGAAACCUUACAAAUGCUCACAAUGUGACCAGAGCUUCAGUCAUUCACGAUCUCUGAAAACACACGAGAGAGCGCAUACUGGAGAGAAACCAUUCCAGUCCCCUUCCACCAAAUCAAGUCAUGAAAAAGCAUUACCUAAACCUGUCACAUUGAGUUCAUUAUAAAUAGUGUGAGCUUUAAAAACAGUUUCUCCCAUCUAAGAAGUUAAUUUUCUAAAUUGACAAAUGGAAUGACUUGCCAUGAGAUUAAGAGAUUAAAAGAGUGCUAUAGUGUUAAACAUUUAAAAAACUCUGUGUGCAUGAGAAUAUAUCUAUAGAAAUGAGUUCAUGUUUGUCUUACUAGUAUUUCUAGUGUGUGACGUGCUAGUUAAUUGUAUCAUAAUACAUUGUAUCUCUACAUUAUGGUAAAUAAAUCAUGACGUGCCA
Messenger RNA from Myxocyprinus asiaticus (Chinese sucker), 1401 nucleotides. RefSeq names its product gastrula zinc finger protein XlCGF8.2DB-like. Lineage: Eukaryota; Metazoa; Chordata; Actinopteri; Cypriniformes; Catostomidae. The record is from RefSeq and is a predicted model, not a curated record. The coding region runs from base 88 to 1140 and encodes 350 amino acids. The transcript has 2 exons.